CUCAUAGGCCUCCGCACGGGGCAUAUAGCUCUCAACAAGCAUCUUCACCGUCUAAAUAAGUCCCCAUCGCAAUUUUGCCCCCAUUGCCCUAGAUCUACCGAAACCGUCCACCAUUUCAUCCUAGUCUGUCGCAAAUACAGAGUUGAACGCCAUACAUUAGCCGUCGCGUUGGGAAGACAAUCUACAUCCCUUUCAUACCUCCUUGCAAACAAGGAGGCGCUACCACACCUGCUACAGUUCAUAAACAGUACGAAACGACUAAUAUCAAUUUACGGUGAAGUU
Molecule: messenger RNA, 282 nt
Organism: Suillus clintonianus
Lineage: Eukaryota; Fungi; Basidiomycota; Agaricomycetes; Boletales; Suillaceae
Exons: 1
Source: RefSeq, a predicted model, not a curated record